AUGGUUCAAAGGAUAGCCAAGAACAAGAAACCAAAGAGGUCAGCACAAUUUAAGUUCAUUAAAGAUCUAUUGUUGGCUGAUUUUAAUAACAGAGACCCCAAACGGAAGGAUCAAACAGCGAAAGAUGAGAAGAGGGAAACGGAGGUGACAGAGCAGAAAGAGGCCGAAGAGGCCGAGCAUGAAAUGGAACAUAUACUUAACAUGCUGCGAUUGUUUAUACACAUGGAAAAACUGAUGCUAUAUUCUCUUCUGGCGUGCCUCAACUGCUUUCUGUACUACUUUACUGUAUUCCCAGCACGACUCUUAUUCGGCCUCUUCGGUAGGAGAAAGCUGACGCGAAACAGCAAGGAAUACAAUAUGCUAGGUCUCAUCGGGUUGGCGACCAUGGUUCUCCUGAGGGUUGACACAUCGCGAGUUUACCACCGAAUAAAGGGACAAAGCGCUAUAAAACUCUACAUGAUGUUUGGGGUACUGGAAAUGUGCGACAAGAUGCUUUCGUCAGUGGGGCAAAGUCUUAUGUUAGUGGUCAGAGCCAAAAGAUACAAGAAGGGGCAGGCAAAGGCUUUUCAGACAAUAAUGCUCAACUUGUGCGCCUUGGCUUAUCUAGUAUGCCACGGAUUCAUCCUAAUGUAUGAGACGAUUGCACUCAAUGUAGCAGUGAACUCUUACUCCAAUUCGCUGCUGACACUUCUACUUUCAAUGCAGUUUGCCGAGAUAAAGGCCAGCGUCUUCAAGCGAUUCGACAAAGAGGGCCUUUUUCAGAUUACCAUCUCCGAUAUUAUUGAACGAUUUCAAACCUUCAUUCUGCUGACUAUUAUAGCCAUUCGAAAUUUGAUCGCAACCACUACUUCCUUUUCCACACUAAUUCCAGACUCGUGGUCUUGGAAUUCCACGUCUUCCACUGUCGUUGGGAUCCUAUGUGGACCAGUCAUCACAGUUGUUGGCAGCGAGAUUCUUGUCGAUUGGAUCAAGCACGCCUACAUCAUCAAGUUCAACCGUGUGCGGCCACAAAUGUAUGAUACAUUUCUUCAAAUAAUUUGCCAUGAUCAUACACAUAACCUUCAGAAGCUUCAAGUGCGACUGGGCUUACCAAUUCCAGCGUUAGUGGUCCUUUUUAUAGUUAUGAUCCGUCCUGCGCUGGAAGUCGGACUACUAGAGGUGUCUACCUCAAUGAUAGGGACAGUGUCUAUCGUAACAAUGGGCGUCGUGUGCUUAUUUCUGUCGAAAUUUGUCUUGCAUCUCGCAUUGACCAAGUGGUCUCAAGCGUUACAAGCUCAUGGUGGCCCGAGCUCACUUGUGGUCAACGAAGAUAUGUAUGUUCCAGGGCUUCUUCCUACUGGACAGGGAAAAAUAGACGAACAAGCACGGGCAAGGCUCUACGGUGUUGACGGCCGAGAUGGGAAUGAUAAAAAAUCCAUGAUUCCAUCCAGCUCGAACGAAAAACGCGCUCAGCACGAUUCUAAACGUAAUCUCAAAAGCGUAACACGUUACAAAAUGGUUUCCAAGCGGAUAUGGUGA
Messenger RNA from Lachancea nothofagi CBS 11611, 1518 nucleotides. Lineage: Eukaryota; Fungi; Ascomycota; Saccharomycetes; Saccharomycetales; Saccharomycetaceae. The record is from the annotation of a GenBank genome assembly.